Molecule: messenger RNA, 1734 nt
Organism: Tachysurus fulvidraco (yellow catfish)
Lineage: Eukaryota; Metazoa; Chordata; Actinopteri; Siluriformes; Bagridae
Gene: plcxd1.2
Product: PI-PLC X domain-containing protein 1
Exons: 7
Coding region: 436-1272 (278 amino acids)
Biological process (GO): lipid metabolic process
Molecular function (GO): phosphoric diester hydrolase activity
Source: RefSeq, a predicted model, not a curated record
CACAUUUGUGUGUUAUCACAUACACAUGCUUAGGUUGUGCACUGUUAUGGGGGAGUGCACAAACUUUUGCAACCAGGAAAUGCAGUCUUUCCGUCUUUAAAACACUUUAACUUAAAACACGUUAAGUUGAUUCUAAUCCGCUUCCGGGACACUUUUCAAAGCUGUUACGUUUUAAACUCCUGUAUAAAUGACGACUUAACGAAAAAAUGGCACCAAUCUUGGAAAGCGACGGGAACAACGAGGAGUGGAUGAAAAAUUUACCCGAACAACUGUGGGACAUUCCUUUAACCAGCCUCACCAUACCAGGUGACAAAUGUAAGUCUCAUUCCUGGAGACAUGAAUGCAGUGGUAUGUGACAAAUAUUUGGAAGGUUGAGCAACCACAAGAAGACCUACCAGUUUGGACAAAGAGCAUUUCUUCGGAAGUCAUGAUGCCAUGAGCUACUGUCUGGAUAUCAGCUCUCCACUCCUCAGAUCUGAGUCUGAUUCCUUUAGACUCCUGGACAGAGUUUUCUACUGCUUUACCCGCCCCCUCAUUUUUAAAUGGGCUACUACCCAGGUAAAAAAUAUCGUGCAGCAACUGCAAGCCGGGGUCCGAUAUUUUGACCUUCGAAUUGCCCACAAACAGAACGACAUGUCACAUGACCUUUACUUCACUCAUGUGAUCUACACCCAAGUCACAGUCUUGGACACUCUGAACACUGUGGCCACAUGGCUCUCAGCACAUCCCAAAGAGAUCAUCAUCCUCUCAUGUAGUCAUUUUGAAGGUUUGAGUGAAAAACUGCACGAGGAAUUUAUUUAUUCCCUGAAGAAGAUCUUCGGCUCGAAACUGUGCCCUUCGAAGGCUGACGUGACUUUACGAGGCUUGUGGACGUCAGGGUAUCAGGUGGUGCUGUCGUAUGAGGAUCAGGCAGCUGCACGUCAUAAAGAGCUCUGGCCUGAAAUCCCGUACUGGUGGGCAAACACGGCCAGCGCCGAGGAACUCAUCCAUUAUCUCGACUCGCAGAAACAUCUCGGCCGUCCAGACGGCUUCUUCGUGGCAGGUCUGAACUUAACCGCAGAUCGAUGCUUUAUCGCCUCAAACCCGCACGUCUCCCUGCGGACCGUAACCCUGGAGCAGUGGGAGUGUGUGAGGAGAUGGCUGGAGGAGCAGAAACCUGGCGCCGCCUCGACGAGCCUCAACAUCAUCGCAGGAGAUUUUGUAGGGUUGAUUCCACUCUGCUCCGUUAUUAUCGCUCUAAAUAAACUACUGCUGAAACACAGAGACACCUAAACCUGGAUGUUUAAAGGGUUCUCAGAUAAAGGAGUUUCACGCUGUAGACGGAGCAGAUGACUGGACGUUCUACUAAAACUAAUCAACCAUCUGAGAUGAACAGAAACAGACUCGGGGUGCAAUUUUGUACAAUUUUAUUUCCUUUAUUUUUAUACAAUAUAUUUAACACUGUGUGAAGUGUUUUAAAAUGCUUUCAUGUAUAAAUAUUUACUCAGGUAUGUUUACAGUCAGUAACCGUGUGUCGCUACGUGACCGGGAACAGCUUCUUGUAGCGUCCGUAUGCUGCGGCACUGAUCACAACCUUGACGUUGGCGGUACAGUCGUCAUCUCCGUCGUGCACUUCCUGUACCGUAGCUUCCUUAUACAGCCACCUGCACACACACACGCACACGCACUUACAGUACGAUAGUAGAAGUAUGAUAAUGAGUUGGACAUUAAUAAAGAAAUUUUCUUAAUUCCAAA